This is a messenger RNA of Polypterus senegalus (gray bichir), 791 nucleotides long. RefSeq lists its product as uncharacterized. Gene Ontology annotation, molecular function: transmembrane signaling receptor activity. Bases 57 to 791 code for a protein of 244 amino acids. The transcript is spliced from 6 exons. NCBI's taxonomy places the organism in Eukaryota, Metazoa, Chordata, Cladistia, Polypteriformes, Polypteridae. Gene Ontology annotation, biological process: cell surface receptor signaling pathway. The record is from RefSeq and is a predicted model, not a curated record.
CUGAGCUGAGGCACAUUUGUUGUGCUGUAUUGUGUUUUGCUUCUUGAAAAUAUAAGAUGCAUCCAAGUGAAUUUUGCUGGAUUGUAUGGCUGAUGCUGGUGACUUCUACAGCAUAUGCAGAAAAACCAAAGGUGGCACUAAAGAUAAAGAACCAAAAGGAACCACUUCACAUUGGUGACAAUGUCACUCUGGAGUGCAGCAUUGAGAGUGACUUACCUAACUGGAAAUAUCGUUGGCACAAAUGGAGCUCAUUAUUAAAGUGGACUAAUAUUGAUGACAGCAGUGAAGGCACACACACGCACUCCGUGUUUUCAUAUGAAAUUGAGUUGUACUGGUGUGCUGCUGUCAGAGAUGAUCAUCCUUAUUACUUUGAAAUGAGCAACGCUGUGACAGUGAGUGUUCAAGACAAACCAAAAGCGACACUUAAAAAGAGGAAACCUGAGAACAUCGGAGACACACUGACCCUGAAGUGCAGUUUUGAGGGCGGAUUUACUGGCUGGAGAUACACCUGGUUGAAACUGAACUGGACAGGACGGAUUGGUUCAGUUAAAGGCAUCACUGGAGACACUUACACGGUCCAGUCUGUGACUCAGUCUGAUACUGGAGUGUACUGGUGUGCUGGUGAGAGAGAUGAGCAUCCUCAAUACACGAAGCUCAGCAAUGCUGUUACGCUGAGUUUUCAAGAGAAACCAAAAGUCACCCUAAAGAUGAGAAAUCAGUCAGAACUUUUUUUCGGAAGUGUCGUUGUGACUCUGGAGUGCAGAAUUGAAGGGGUGGAAGAAGGUUACUGA